GCUGCAGCUGGACGACUGGAGUCUUGCUAAUAGCCGCGUCUCACGGGAGAGCGCUCCCUGCUCCCGAAGCCGCACACAACAUGAGCCACGGGAAAAGAACCGACAUGCUCCCGGAGAUCGCUGCCGCCGUGGGCUUCCUCUCUAGCCUUCUGCGAACCCGGGGUUGCGUGAGCGAGCAGAGACUUAAGGUGUUCAGCGGGGCGCUCCAGGAGGCGCUAACAGAGCACUACAAACACCACUGGUUUCCUGAAAAGCCGUCCAAGGGCUCUGGCUACCGCUGUAUCCGAAUCAACCACAAGAUGGACCCCAUCAUCAGCAAGGUGGCCAGCCAGAUCGGACUCAGCCAGCCCCAGCUACACCAGCUGCUGCCUAGCGAGCUGACCCUGUGGGUGGACCCCUAUGAAGUGUCCUACCGCAUAGGGGAGGACGGCUCCAUCUGUGUUCUGUACGAGGAGGCCCCCGUGGCCCCUUCCUACGGGCUCCUUACCUGCAAGAAUCAGAUGAUGUUAGGCAGGAGAAGUCCCUCAAAAAACUACGUGAUGGCAGUGUCCAGCUAGAUCACUGCCACCCCCACCCUGGCACUCUACUGUACUCAUGCUGCCGUGACAACAGGCCACCGCAUACCUCAACCUGGGGAACUGUAUUUUUAAAUGAAGAGCUAUUUAUAUAUAUAUAUAUAUAUAUAUUAUUUUUUUUUAAGAAAAGAGGAGAAAAAAAAAAACCAAAAGAUUUUUUUAAACUAAAAAAUCCUUCAAGGGAGCUGCUUGGAAGUGGCCUCCCCAGGUGCCUUUGGAGAGAACUGUUAAGUGCUUGAGUCUGUGAGCCAGUGUCUGCCUAGGGGAGUGGGUGGGGGUGAGGGGUCAGCCUAGCCUAGGUGAAGUGGGGAAAGCUUGGCUGGCACCCCAGGAGAUUGUGAGAGGGAGUAAGCAAGAUUAGCAACUGUGAAUGAGAGGUGUCAGGAUCUGCCCUGGAUGUAGGGGAGAGAAAGAGAGGCGAGGUCACUCUCUCCCAGCCAGGACACCUGCUUGACGUGACUGGCUCCUCCCUUACUCUGGGGCAUUCAAGCCUGGACUUGAUUUAAUGCUAUAUGGCCUGGACUUGAUUUAAUGCUAUAUGGCCUAAUCUUUUUUAUUUUUCUGAUGAGCUCCUGGACUGAGUGAAAGGCCUCUCCUAUUCCUUCUGAUCUAAGCAGCUUUUUUUGAAAUCAUAUCUUAUUUCUAAUUCUACCCUCAGGGGCCUGUAGAAGUUGCUUCCUAGCCAGGAAUCUAAAGCUUUUGGGGGAUGGGUUGGAGGUCUUUGGGGCUAGGUCAGAGGGGGAACUCUGUACAAAACCUUUGCUUUGCUAUAUGCUGCUUUGUGUGUAUGUGUGGCAAGUAAUUUGGGGGUGAUUUGCAAUGGAAUUUUGGGACCCAAAGAGUAUCCCCUGGGGUUGUUUUUUGGCCUAAAACCCUUCUUUUGGGAACCACAUGAAAGUCCUGAUGCUGCUACCAUUAUUCCUUUGAGAGGUGGCUCAAAAGCUAUAGGGAACUCCAGGUUCUUUUACUGCCUUCUUUUCAAAAGCACAACACUCCUAGCCCUCCCCUGGCUUCUCCCCUUUGAUUGGGUCAAGGAGCUACCUGUCUUCUAAGACAAGAUUUCUCAAUCACUGUGCAAUAUGUCCCCUGGGGUCCCAGAAGGCUCUGGAGGACUAGCUCCCAGGAUUUCCUACUGCCCUAGUGGGUUUUGGGAACCAUCUCCCUCAUAUCCUGGGGUUUCUGGCUGAUUGGUCAGCCUUAUGGGUCUUCCUGGGUUGCAGGGGAAGGUGCCUACCCCAUGCUCUGCAGACUACUUGGUAUUCUUGUAGGGCUAACACUAAGCCAAACCUUGGGCACUGUUUUUUUUUUUUUCUCCCUGGUGCUCAGAGCACCUGUGGGAGAGGUUGCUGUCUCUCUCAGUAAAAUCCAAAUUUGUCUAUAGACUUGUGCAAUAUUUACUAUUCUGGGUUAGAGAAAAAUGCAAAAGAACACGGAGAAGUCCCUUUUCCUUCAGUUUCUCAGUGACACUGGUGAGAGUCUUCAGAAGGCCUAGAGUUCCCCGAACCGAAUCACCUUAAAAAGGACAGAGCUAGAGCAUCUGGUCACCUGGUUUCCCUCCUGCUGCUGCCCCUCAAUGAGGACCCCCACCCCAUUCCUCUACCCCAUUCAUGUUCCUCCCCCGUUGCCCCUUUCCUCACUUUCUUAACUACUCAGUUUUGUCUCAAAGGUGCUAUUUACCAAACGCUCUCCCUACCCAUUUCUGCUCUUCACUCUGGUUUCCUGCUGCCUUCCCAGACCCUGCUUGGUCUUUUAUUGCUUUAAAGUUAACUCUGGGCCCACAGAUCCAGCAGCUGUUUUCUGGCCUGUGGGUGGAAACAAAGCUGUGAAUCAAUGCAGAUUGUGUUCUUGCAUCAUGUCUGCAAACAGGUCCCUGCCCUCCUAGAAGCAGCCUCCUGGUCUCACACUUAAUCUGUCCUCUUCUCUUCUUGUUGAUGUUCACUUUAAAAAACAAAACAAAACAAAAACUACAACAAAACCCCCAGAGCUGGACUGUUGAGCAGGACUGUCUCCUAUUGCGUAAAAAUAAAUAAUAGUAGUACGUUUGUAAGCUAUUCUGACAGCAAAGACAAAGGUUACUAAUUGUAUAAUAGUGUUUUUAUAUGGAAGAAUGUACAGCUUUACGGACAAAUGUACUUUUGUUACUUUAAUAAAAAUGUAGCAGAUGAAGUCUUUUGGUGUAGGGAAGGUAAACUUCCAUACUACUCAUUUGCAUUUUCCUUUCAGAUACAGUCCUUUCUUUGCGUUUUGUACUAUUUCUCUUGCACUCAGACAAUCUGUAGCAUGUAGAUAUCAAAGAAAACCUAGGUGAGCGGAGCCAUUUGGAAGCUUCCCCUCUGGAAGUAGCUCUUUACUUCCCUCCUUUCAUGCAUAUUGUAAGAGUUCCUUUAAAAAAAAAAAAAGUAGCUAGGUU
Molecule: messenger RNA, 2985 nt
Organism: Castor canadensis (American beaver)
Lineage: Eukaryota; Metazoa; Chordata; Mammalia; Rodentia; Castoridae
Gene: Btg2
Product: BTG anti-proliferation factor 2
Biological process (GO): negative regulation of cell population proliferation
Cellular component (GO): nucleus; cytoplasm
Source: RefSeq, a predicted model, not a curated record